GUCCGGCUGCGCCAUAAUCAAACUUUUCUGUACAUUUUCACGUCACCUGGAUGCGAAACAUAAAUUUGGCAUCCUAUGCAAAUAUAUGCUGACGUAAAAGAUCAUGUGGUUUUUGUCGUCGAUCCCCCCUAUGAGCAACGAGGAGGUUUUUUUUUCUCCUCUCUACUGUUGUCUUUAGGUUAGCUAUGCUACAAUCUUUACUGUACCCAGCGCUAGCUAUAUGCGCCCCGCACCGCACCACUCUGGAUAUCUGGGAAUAAUCAACUUCCAGGCUGUCGCACCCUGCACCCAGAGACUACACACAGAUUCCACAGGAGAUUACCCAGAGUGCUGCUCGCCUGAGGAUCAUCAAGAAGAGACGGAGAACGACAGAUUGGACGUGGAGGACGCACAGUGAUUGCAGGAGGAGGUGGAGCCUCAGAAAGACCCCCUCUGCGUCCAGUGAAGCCCCUCCCCUCUGAGGAAGUGCACUUGAGAGCCACUGCUAUCUGUGAUGCCCUCCCAUGACGCCCAGGUCGGUAGCUGACACUGCCAGUGAGCGGGAGACGCCACUGCACAACUGGUCCUGGGCCGGCACCAUCAGCCGGUUCUCGCCCUCCCUCUUGCACGCUGGAGACUCCAACUCCACCCACUUACCAGUAUCCACAACCAUCAGCUCCGAUCCACCCCAGUAAGUCCCUUUCAAAAACUGACAGGCUGACAUCCUCAGCCAGUACCAGCAGCAGCAGCAGCCAAAAACUACAGUAUCUUCAACGCAACACCAGCACCACCAUUAUCACCACCACCAGCAGCAACCAUCAUGUCCAGUCGUAGAAAGUCCUCCACUCCCUGCAUGGUCCGGGUCAUCAGCGACCUGCCUGAAGAGCAAGAUGACCCCGACAUGGACAUGGAAAUAAUGGUGGACAACGAUGUGACCGAAAAAGAACAAUCAGAAUCUGAAUCUGCAGAAAAGAGUGAAGACCCCCAGCAGAAGGAUGCAGAGAAUCCAGACCAGCAGACGUUUCCACAACCAGUGGAGAAUCCUGAGCCAUUACAAAAAGAGGAGCAGUUGGGUGAGAAAGAUCAACCGCCUGUUAUUGAGGAUGUAGAAGCCACAGAGGAGAAGGACAGGGAAGGGGUUGACUCUGACCCGACAUACCAGAAAAAGCAGCCCAGAGGCUACGAGUGCAAAUACUGCCCGUUCUCAACGCAAAACCUGAAUGAAUUUAAGGAGCAUGUGGACUCCAGCCACCCAAACGUCAUUCUCAAUCCGUUGUACCUCUGUGCUGUCUGCAACUUCAACACCAAGAAGUUCGACUCACUCACAGAGCACAAUGAGAGUCAGCACCCGGGCGAGACCAACUUCAAGUUCAAGAGGAUAAAAAUGAACAAUCAGACUAUCUUAGAGCAGACAAUCGAAGGCAAGGACAAUUCAGUCGAAUGCGAAGUGACAAAUGAACAGGGCGAAAGCAUCAGCAGUUCAGUGAUUCCACCUUGUAUAUCAACCACAGUGAAAACCCCAGAUAAUAUUCAGCAGUUCUAUCCAGGGAGCGAACUGAAAAGCCAGCAGGACGGCCUGAUCCAGAAGAAUCAAAUCACAGCAGUGAACAUCAAUGGAACAGUCAUCAUCCCCGAACCCACCAUCCUCCAAGGGCUCUCCCAUGUCACCCCGAUGCUCCAGCGCCCUCCCAACUUUAACUCUGUACCAAAAAUAGCUGUUCCCUUGAACACCACCAAAUAUAACCCUUCGUUAGAUGACAACUUGACGUUGAUCACCUCCUUUAACAAGUUUCCUUACCCGACACAUGCUGAGCUGUCGUGGCUUACAGCUGCCUCCAAGCACCCAGAGGAACAGAUCAAAGUCUGGUUCACCACCCAGCGGCUGAAGCAAGGCAUCACCUGGUCCCCGGAGGAGGUGGAAGAAGCCAGGAAGAAGAUGUUCAAUGGUUCAAUCCCUCCUGCACAUCACACAUUCACCGUCCUGCCUACAAGCCCCGUCUCUCAGCCAUCUGCCAAAUCCUCCCAGCAGCCCAUUGUCCACACUACAGUUGGGCAUGCAAGUCACGCCCGGACAGCCGCGUCCAAUGGGUUAAGUGCAGUCGCUACCACAAACUCUCUUGCCGGAGUUACCACUGGCUGCAGCCCCGCCCUUAAACGAUCCCUGCCAACACACCUGACGACAGUGUUCGGCCCGGAGUCUAAGCGGCCCAUCAUGGCAGUUGCCCCCCAUUCUGGCGACGCCAAAGACAGGGGCCUUAUGGCUCCUCCUCCACCCCCUCCUCCCCCAAAAGACCGCCUCCCAAUGGCUCCACCUCCUGUUCCCAUAGAGAUGAAGAGACCUGUAGCAGUUCCUAUGGUCACCAUGGAGAUGAAGAGGCCAUCCGUUGCUGUGCCUUUUAUGCCACCGCCAUCAUCAUCAUCACAACCUUCGCUGUCCAAAGGGAAGAUUCCCUUGACAUUAGGAAACCCCAAAACAAAGCCGGUGGUGUCGCUGCCCUCCAUUGUCUUUCCAGAGUCUUUAACACGGCCACUGAUAGUUCCUCCGCCCAUCUUUGCCCCGCCAUUUAAAAACACAUUACUUUUUCCUCUUAGUUCACCCAAAGAAAAGCACCAGAAUACCCACACUUUGCCAGCUGCUGAUUUGAAGCUGCCAAACUCCCCGCCACUUACUACCCCACAGAUAAGGAGGCCGACGAUAAUCCAGUCAAUCCGCGCUCUGGCUAAAGCCCCUUCCCAGAUUCCAAGCUUCCCCUUGGAUAGCAAGAAACUAAAAGAGCAGCAGGGAGUGGAGGUGAAAGCCAGCUACCCCAGAGGAGAUAAGGUACUCACUCCUCUGGCAGAGGCCAACGGGACAUCUCGCACGGACGGAAAAUGGUCCCACGAUCAAACCUCCCUUCCUCACAACAAUGGAGUCAUGCAUGUGGAUGGUAUUGAGCCACCAGCAGCAAUGAAAGCAGACUUUCAGCAAAAGUCCUCGGUGCUGACCCAGUUCCCAUUGCUGGAGAGGAUGAAAGGGAAGACGGCGGAGCAGCUAAAGAUCUUAGAGGAGAAUUUCUUGAGGAAUAGCUUUCCCACGCUCAGCGAUGUGGACAAUCUGGCGGGCACCACCCGCAUGUCUCACCAGGAAAUCGACAGCUGGUUUGCGGAGCGCCGUGCAUUACGAGACAACCUGGAACAAGCCCUUCUCAAUUCCAUGGGCACUAAAAGGAUGGGCACUGGUGGCGGUGCUGCCAUCUCCAAGAAACGUCCACAACAGCAAUCUCUACAGCUGAAUGGGAUUCACAAACCAAGCGCCGGUAUUAAAAGCCCACUUCCACCCUCUUCCACCCUGCCCAUCAUUGCGCCCUCCAUCCCCAACCCGAAUUCCUGCUCAGUGCCUCCAGACAGCCGAUCCCUGGCGCUCCUCAAGGAUGAUUUUGCUCAAACGCGGUGGCCUUCCCCUGAGGAGUUCAGCCAACUGGAGGGUCGGACAGGACGUGCCGAACUUGCCCGCUGGUUUAACGACAGCCGGCUGCAGAGCGGUAACAUGGAACUGACAGAGCUUUUUCACAACAAUGGAGUGAAUGGAGGGCAAGGGCCACCUGUGGGCUCUCCCAAAAAUGCUCCCCUAAGCAUCCUCCAGCGUUGUCAGGAAGGAGCCCUCACAAACAACAACAAUGGCACUAAGGUGUUGGAGGCUGAGUUGGGCUGGCUGAUGGAUCAGCGCACUAACAGCCUCAGCAGUCAACAGCAUGAUGAGCUUCAAGACCGGUUUGCUGGCAGACUGAGGCAGCAGAAUGCAGCGGAGCUGAAGAACGGGGGACAGAAUGGGGGAGUGGUGGGAGGAGUACGGGAGGUGUUCGGCAGCUGGCUGGAGGAUGGACACUCGAGGAGAGGACGGGAGCUGCUCCUGGACAGAGACAGGAAGAUGGCGGAGGACACGUCUGGGAGGCUGACUGGAUAAACGGUGCAAAUAGGAUUUGCCGCCAUCACCGCCACUGCUGCUGGAAACAUACAGGAGGAAAGAAAACGAGGUGGACGGAGAAUGGAGCAACACACGGAAGAGUUUUUUUUUUUAAUCAUCAGACAUUGUAUUUUUUUUUUCUUUUAUUUUUUAACCGAUUUUUAUCUCUUGAUUGUCGCACCACAGAUCACGCACAACAUCCUCAGAGGUAAUCUCGUCAGCGUUCUCGACCUGGAGUGACCCCUCCACAGACGUGACGUUCACACGACAAAAGCAUGAGCUUAAAUAAGAUGGAGGGAGUUGGGGGGCUCUGUGGUGGCAGAUUUUAUUUUGGCGAGGGCGUAAACAUGCUCCCAAAUUGAAAUCAGAAGAGUGCGAGGAGAAAUUCAGGGUCAUGAUCUGUGAAGAUAAUUGAAACUGCCCUCCCUUACAGUGAAUCUGAAAUUGCUGCUUUCUUUUCAUUUCUCACAGUAAUGUGAGUUUUACAAUAGUAUUACAAUACAGGAACUAAUCUUCACCUAGUGUAUGCACAGACAAGGCUCAGUGCACAAACACAAUCAGAGAUACAACUUAUAUGCGAGGAGCUGAUAUCCAAAAUGCUGGAAACAAACAGGUGGAGGUUUUUCUACAGCUGGACAAUCCAAAACUUUCCUUUAACAGAUAAAUUAGUUGUGUCUGUACUAAUCAAUUGUGCUAUAUAAGUACAGGCCCUAAAAGCCAAUCCCAGCAGCAGAUUAUGAAUGAUGCUACAAACAGCCUGUUUCAUCAGGAGGCCUGAGAACCAAUUUAGGCUAAAUGAAACAAGUAAGUUCAUUUUGCCCAUUAACAUCAACCAUCCCUUUAAGUUUGUUUGUAAUCAGUGGGGAUGGUUCCUGAACAUUUACCGCUGCUCCCAGUUUCAUAAAACAAACGAGUCACUGUAUACUCAUGUUGGCGGUAUACACUGCUAUAAUACUGUCAUGAUGGAUGGUAAAAAAAAUUUUUUAAACUUGAUGCAGCAGAACCAGAGAUAUCGUCUGUUUUUUUUGUUCCUCUUCCUUGUCAGAACCUGGAGUCAAGAUUACCCAUAAUGCAACAUGACUAAUGACAGUUUGAUUAGAGACCCAGGUGUGUUCUGCUAGUAGCAGCUAAUGCAGCCUGCAGCAGAGAUGAGCAGCAGACUGCAGAGUACUGAUAACCUCACGUCUCACUAAUGGCGUGUUCACACCAAACGCAAAGUGAAUUUUUGCAUCAUGUUACUUAGAGUCAAAUCAAACUUUAUUUAUAGAGCACCUUUUAUGCAGUCAUGCAGCCCAACGUGCUUUGCAGAGCAGGAUUGAAACAGCGCAGAAAAAGUAACAAGUAAGUAACUAAAAAUUACAACAAUAAACAAUCAAAUGUUUAAAAUAAAUAAAAAUUGAAACAACAAAUAAAUAUAAGGGAUAAUUAAAAAAAAAUGGUAGAAAAGUCCAAAGACUUAAAGACAGAGGCGAUUACGAGGCACCAUUAAUUAAAAGCCAAGCUAAAAAAGAUAAGUCUUAAGGGUUCUUUUAAAAAUGUCCACAGAGGUGGAGUCACUCUGAUGCUCAGGCAGACUGUCCCAUUGACUUCUGGCCACAGUGGCUGAUUUCCCCAUGGUUUUAUGUUGAAUUCGCUGGGACCACCAGGAGACCAGCAGUAGAGGAUCUGAGCAACCUGCUAUGUCCAUAAUAAGAGAAUCUUAUUAGUUUUAAUAUUAGUUUAUAUAUAUUUAUAUAAUAAUAUUUUAUUAGUUCUAAUAAAAGAAUCUUAAAAUCAUCAUCAUAUGUGCUCUCUGUCUGGUCUUCGUCAGUAUUCUGACUGCUGCACAAGUUGUAGGUGGCCAACAGCUUUUUAGGUAGACCAAACGAGAGCACUACAGUGGUCAAACCUAGAGGUUAGAAUGGCAUGCAUUAAUUUUUCUCUGUCAGCCUGAGAGAGAAACAUCUAACUCAAGCUAUAUUUCUAAGGUGAUAAAUUAAUUGUGCAAAUACAGCCACAGGUGUGUUUUUUGGAAUAUUUGACAACUGCCAAAUAUUUGCAAUUAACAGCUGUGCUCACGGUUGUGCUAACUUAUUGGGGAUGGCAGCUGACAGCAAGUUUAGUUCCUAGCAAAGUAGAAGAAGUGAAGUGAACAUGGAGGCUUUGUGCUCUGAAUCAGUAUGAACCAAGACGGCAACACUCUUUAUCAUUUUUUAUACUGUCCAUGGCAGCGCAUUACAACUUCACUCCUUCUGUCGUUUACUUGCCAUUGUAAAAUAAACAACUUAAAUUAGAACAUUUAGAUUGCCUGUGGCUUCGCUCACAAAUCUGCAAGCCCUCACCCUGUUCUGUGACUGUACAGUACCAAUCUUGACACUUUGUUUGCACUUAUGUAUGUAUACCGAGAUAAGUCAAUCAGAAAUUAUUUAGACGUCUUUUUUAAUGAAAUACGUCACAAAUCAUGCUACGUACCUCACAGGCCAACAUAUUCACUUAUUUGUUGCCAUGCAGUAUUGGUCCUGUUUCUGUCCCAGUAAUGUUCCAAGCACAUAUUCCAAACUACCGGGUAGUGAAAAAUGGACGAAAUUAGCCUCUCCCUGACGGCUACAGGUAGUUUCUAUCAGGUUUCUAUACAUCAAUAAAGAAAUGCACUUCCUUGCAUUGGACACUAGAGGCAUCAUCCAUAUAUUUACGGAACUGCAGACACCAGUCACAUACAGUAGGUAAGUGGAAACGACAUCAGACAUCAAUAAUUUCAUCCUCUAUUUCUAAAUCUCGGUAACAUCAGGGGAAUCUUUACUGGAUCUCAACACUGAUAGGCUUUUGCGACACAGUGUCACGCAUUAUCCUAUACACAAAAAGUGCAGACUUUGCGGUGUGAGCACACCAUAACUCCAUUUUUUUUUUUUUUACUUUUCAAACUUGACGUCACCUGAAGACAAUUAUCAGACCUACACAGCACCCUCUGGAGAAACUAAAGGCUUUAUACUUUUUUUAAAAACAGAUGUGCAUUAAAGCUCCCAAAGACCUGGAAGCACAGAAUCAGUGGAGACUGACAUUAAAAAAUUCAAACAUGCCAUUUAAAUGUAAGUAAAUUUUCAAAGUGGAGACUUUGUAGAAUACAGUCCAAACACACAGCUUUUUGUGGAGCUUUCAGAGGUAACACGAUCUUCAUCAACUGACUUUUAAAAGUUAAGUUUUGAGCCAACAUGGACAAGAAAUCACAACAGCUUCUGUCAGCAGAUCCAUCAAUGACAACUGAUCAAACUCUGCCGAUGAAUACAAUGUGUUAUAAUUGAAUUCUUUUUUUUCUUCUUUUGUCAAUAUUCAAUUUUAAGUUAAAAACUUUUGAAAACCUUUUCAAGGAUUUCCUAAACUUAUUGAACUUGUUUCAUGACUCAUAUGACAGCUUUUUACUUUUUUUUAGGUAAUGAAAGCUCCUUCAAUUCUGUUCCAUGUUGCAUAUUGGGACGAUCGUGUCCUUGACCGCCAGAGACAAAACAGGGCGAUUUUUAUUUUGUUAUUAUUCCAAGGGGAACAUGUGAAAUCCUCAAGAAUUAGUAGAAAUAUAAAGCUGGGACACAGUGUUGGUUAAUAAUCAGUAUUAGGGUGGGCUGAAUGAAUGGUGCCUAUAAUUGCCUCCUCAAAUUUAACCUUUUUAAUAGCUUUGGUGCAUUAGUCGGUACAAUGCCAAAACAUUCCCUUUAAGACAAAGCUUUGUUCAUGGAAAAAAAAAAAUCAACAUCUUAAAGCUUUAGGAGAUUAGUUGGUUUAUGAUAAACAUGAUUAGUUGAUUAAUUGACUAAAUGCAUAUUUGGACACUAAAACAAAAUGACAGAAGGUAUUUUUAAUGUCCUCAAACUGUAAGUGUCCUAAAGAGGAACACCUCCUUGAAACCUUGUCCUCAGUUGAACUUCUUACUAUGACAUCACUGUAGGGUGUGGUUACAGGUACAACAGUCAGUGAGGCUGGUGCCAAGUUACACUUAUAAAUAUUCAAACCUUCUCUAAUACAAAAGAGGGCACCAUCAAGGAUCAGAGAUGUAGAUUUGUUAAAAUCCCAUGCCAUCCCUUUAAAAGAAGGGUGGAUUAGUAUUUUAAGGUGUGUUUUAAUCCACCUGUGUUUUUGUCUUAAAAGCUAUUUUUUUAAUUUGAGGAAAAAACUUAGUAGAAGUGAUGGGAAUUAGCAAGUCAGAAUAUAUCAGAAAGCUUUUAAUCUUAGGCUGAGGUGUAAAAGUUGACACAUUGACAAAGAGACAGAAACAGAAUUAGUGAAUAAAUAAUAAUAAUAAUAAUAAAUAUUGUGGCCUUACACCACCCCAGUGUGCUGUGAGAGUGAUCUCCACCUUUAAGCCGGAGGAGGUAGUAACAGUGCUGAAACGGUUUCUGUAUAAACAGGACAGGCAGCAGGAUGGGUGUGACAUUUUGAUAAUUGGUGAGGUUGUGGUUAUUUCUGUAAAGUUAUUUUUUAUGCCUGUUCUUGGUUCAGAUUUCCCAACAAACCAAACAAAACGAUUUACGACACAGCCUCUGGAAGAGCUUGUGUUGACAUUUUCUCAGACAGAGCAAGUCAUAUGUUCGCCAUUUAAUAGGAAGCAAGAGGAGAAACUGUAUUUUUGACGUUUCAUUUUGGUUAUGGCUGAUACUGGUGCAGGAUCAGGAAAGAGAAACAAAUGACCGAAGAACAAAAAAGCUAAAAGGGACAGUAACCCCUUUUACACUGCCUGCUCAAGGCAAGAAUAUCGCGCCGUUAUGCUGCAUCGCUGUGCUGUAUGUAAGGCACAAUUGUGUAAUGGUAGGACAGAGUUGUCUUGCCGUUAAGCCUGCAUGGUAGGUAGUAACAGUGCCGAAAUGGUGUCUGUAUAAGCAUGAUGGCUGUGACAUUUUGACAAGGUGUUAUGCGUUCACUUACUGCGGGAGAUUAAAAAAGUAGCUACUAGCAGUUAGCAGCUAACUCAAAGAAGAAGAACAGCAUUUGCCCGUCACACCUCAUUUGCUUCUAGGAUGCGGGGAUGCAAUCUAUAAUCACACAGUAGAGUGAAAUGCUGCCAAAGUCAUUUUGUGUAAGUAUGCAAAGAAGGCAUGUAGAAGGGACUUUGUAGCGGCUCUAUAGCGCCAUCUCUCACCAUCAGAUGUUGUUGGAGCAAUGAGGAGCAUAUAACCUUCCUCUCAUUAAACCAUGAAACAGACAGAUAUGUCAGGUAUCCAUCAUGUUUUCUAGCACAUGGUUUUCCAUCAUUUGAGCUCUUUUAACAAUCACACAACACACAACAUCUUUUCUUCUUCUGCAGUGGUUUAAUGGCACUGACUGGAGAAUUAGCUCCACCUGUGUUUCUUUAAAAUGUGCACUAAAUUUAACUUCCAGAACUUCCCUUUAAUGAAAUGAUUUGUGUGUUAAAGUCGAGAUAACUUCCCUUUAAAAGCAGGAUUUUUUUAUUGAUAAAGAGACUUGACUGCCUCACAUCACAAACCUUCCCUUUAAAAGAUCCAACAUUCCCUUUAAGCGGGAGAUUUAUUGAUGAUCAAAUAGAUUUGUAACUUUCUAAAAGCUUGGUUUGGUUUUGUAAAAAUCCCAAACCUGAAUGAUCUGUGUUUCUGAAACAUUUUGAACUUUCCCUUUAAGAAGAAACCAGUUUCAUGAUUAGCACUUUACUGCGAGUUCCUAAACUAAAAAAAAACUGAACUUCUCCUUUAAGUCACUCUGAAGAAAGCAGCGUCUGUCUCGUGAGAGGGGGAUUAGCAGGUCAUGAACUUUUGGACUGGACGGAUGUUUGCGGCUGAGGUGAUGUUGUGCGUGACCUGCGUUGCCGUGGAGACGCAAGGAGGAGGAGGGUGAACCGGAGCACUGAAUGUGUGCCUGCAGCAGCAGUCUGACUGUACACACCAACCGACCGACCGACAGACAGGGUGGAUUUAAAAUAAACAAACUACAAAGAAAACAACAACAAACAAAAACGCCGAGUGCCAAAGCUGGGAUCUGCUGCAUUCUCACUACACUUUUGAAAAAAAGGGUUCUUCUUCUUCUUCUUCUUCUUCUUCUUCUUCUUCUUCUUGUAAAUAGGAUAUAUAUAUGUUUGUUUGUUUUUGUUUUUUUCCCUGUAUUGCUACAGAUUUGUAAAAUUUUGCGGAAAAAAUUUUGUUACAUUUUGUAAAAUGGGAGCAACUCGUCCCCCCGAAACCCUCCUUUUUUUUAACCCCUCUCUCUCACUUUCUCUCGCCUCUUAUUCUUUUUUUUCUUUUGUUGAUGGACUUUUAAAAAAAACGGUGCCAUCAGUGGUAUGCGUGUGUGAGUUUAAUGUUUCUUUUUUUGUCCGUCUCUCAUUUUGUACUGAACCAGAAUGGAACCACUACAAAAAAAAAAAAAAAAAAUACAAAAAAAAAAAAGACGGACCAGUUGGCAAUACUUCAGUCACUUCCUCUUCAUCUCACCGGCACUGGACUUCCGCCCGCUACUUCCCGCUGAGAGGAGAGGAGAGGUGGGAGGAGGGAGGAGGAGUAGGGGAAGGAGGGAGGAAGAGGGGGGACUUCGCUUCACAUCAAAUCAGAUUUAAAAAACAAAACACAAAAAGCACCUUUGGACCUUUUUUCUUUUCUUUUCUUUUCUUUUGUUUUUUACUGUGCUGAAGUGAAGUCAAGUGCUAUUAUUAUAUUAUUAUAUUAUUAUUAUUAUUGUAGCCACUCUGUCUGGAACCCUUUUUUGAAGAAAAAGCAAAGGAAAAAAAACACACAGAAAAAAAAAAAAAAAAGAAACUUAAGCCAAUCUGCACUUCUUGUUCCGA
Molecule: messenger RNA, 10679 nt
Organism: Epinephelus fuscoguttatus (brown-marbled grouper)
Lineage: Eukaryota; Metazoa; Chordata; Actinopteri; Perciformes; Serranidae
Product: zinc fingers and homeoboxes protein 2-like
Exons: 5
Coding region: 800-3922 (1040 amino acids)
Biological process (GO): regulation of transcription by RNA polymerase II
Cellular component (GO): nucleus
Molecular function (GO): DNA binding; DNA-binding transcription factor activity, RNA polymerase II-specific
Source: RefSeq, a predicted model, not a curated record